This is a messenger RNA of Culex quinquefasciatus (southern house mosquito), 6539 nucleotides long. RefSeq names its product S phase cyclin A-associated protein in the endoplasmic reticulum (gene ssp3). Bases 624 to 5357 code for a protein of 1577 amino acids. The record is from RefSeq and is a predicted model, not a curated record. Lineage: Eukaryota; Metazoa; Arthropoda; Insecta; Diptera; Culicidae. The transcript has 14 exons.
UCGCACGAUAAACAAAACAAACCCCGCGUUCCUCGCGGCUCUUGAAUGAUCUUCGCCGCGGUGUUCCGCAGGUCCGUCCUCGUUCGUCGCGUUCCGUUUUGUUCUUUUUGUGUGUGUCAGAAGUCUUUUGAACGUUUUCCCUCUGUGACCACCUUCAUUCACAGCCAGCGUUCAACACCUGGAGAGGCCCAGUCGUCUGUCAGCGAAGAGUUUCGCGAGUGUUUUUUUUCGUUCGUUCGUUUGUCGCCGGAACCACGUCCGGGAACCACUUUGUCCUUGCGUGUUUCGUGUGGUCCCCGCCUCACGGUGGUUGUUGUUCGGGAAGGUCACGUCGCGGAAGAACUUCCGGACAAACGGUUCCGGGUUUUAUCGAUUAGGUUUUUUCUUCUCUGUCGUGGUUUUGCGUUUGUGGGAAGAAGAAAGAAGAAUUUCGUGUGUGUUUAAUUUGUGUUCCCCGCGGGGAGAAUCGACGGGAAGUGUGCGGACAAUAGCUGCCAGGUGUCGAAGGUGCACCGUCCUCGUUCCGACUUUAUCCGGAAGUUCCUUCCGCAACUCGUUCGCCGGAAGAAACUCCCGAAGAAACAUCUGCUCCUCGCUCCGGAAUCGAUGACCGGCCGGAUGCGAUGAGGAUGGAGAAUCGACGGUACUUUAACCAGGAGGGCAAGGAGGCGAAAAACUUCUACCAUCUGUCCGACGAUGGGGGCGAGGAGAAGACCUACUUCCGCAAGCCACCGGUCAACCUGAGGCCCCGCUCGAUCCAGAGCGCCUCGCAGUGUAAAUCGGCGGCCAAGUCGGGCGCCCCACGCGUCCGUUCGGCCUCCACCGGGCGGGACAAAAAGUCCGAACUGCAGGCCCGCUACUGGGCCUUUCUGUUCGGGAAUCUGCAGCGAUCGGUCAACGAAAUCUACCAAACCGUCGAGUGCUACGAAAAUCUGCCCUCCUGCCAGGAGGCGAUUCUGGUGCUGGAAAACUACAUCCGCGACUUCCGGGCGCUGGCCGAAUGGUUCAAGGUUUCGUGGGACUACGAGGCGACGCCGCUGCCCCAGCGGCCGCAAUCGCUCGCGUGGGAGGUGCGCAAGAGCAACCCGGCGCCGCGCGUCCGCAAACCCAUCUCCAGCCCGGGCAUCUCGGGCAAGUCCAGUCCCAGCUUCUCCGGCAAAAACAGCCCGUGCCAUGCUGCGGCUGGCGCACCAACUGAAGAAUCCGUCACCGGCAGCACCAAAUUCUCCCCGAAGAAGCACUUUAGCUCGACGGAAAGUUUGGCCACCAAGAAGGGGGUUGGCGGUCGGAUGAUUCAGUGUCAGCAGCAGCCCCCGCAGCAGGUCGUGGAGUGUGGCAGUUUGGAGAAUUACGUGCUCAAGCUGGACCAGUACACGCAGACGAAUUUGGACGAUGAGAACUUGACGCUGGCGGAGUAUUUGGAAAAGUAUUGCAAAAAGGAGGAGGAGGUGAAGGUGGCGAGUGUUGAUGUUGUUGUUGAAGCGGUUGACGAAGUUAAGGUGGUUGAGGAGCUUGAGGAUAAAAAGGUUGUCGAGGAGAAGGUUGAGGUGAAGAAGGUGGCUGCACCGGUGACAAAAUACGCAGCUGUUGUUACGAGUGCGGUUACGAAGCCAGCGAUUCGAACUAGUUUGCAGAGCAAAACAGUUCCACCGGCGAGGUCUAUUCCUCCCAAGACGGUUAAGAUGACGGUGGCGGCUGCGCCAGCAGCUCCAAGCAACGUCCGCAAGUCGGCCACCCUGUCCAGUUUGUCGCAGAGCGUGACCAAAACGGUGUCGCUACCGGCCAAAAGUGCAACCGUUUCAAAUAUACACGCGAAACCGCCGAGUAUUCGUCCAGCCCCACCGAUUCGCAACCGGACUGUCCCUUCGAACGUGAGUUCACGCCUUUCGGCGCGCUCCAAGACCAUGAUCGAGAUCAACAAUCGACGAACCGAUGGGCUGAAGCAACCGGCUCCCCCACCAACGACCUCCAAGUUGUCCUUUUCGCGCAAAACUUCCCGCGACGACAUCGACAGUUCCAGCUCGACGCUGAAGGCCAGCACGGACCGGUUGGGGUCGCGAUCCUCAAUCAACGAGGGCUCCACCAAAGGUGGCCGCGUCCAGAACGUCACCAGUCGACGGUCGGAACCAAAAAGCAUGCCCUCGGACGCCAACGGCAACGACGGUUGGUACACGGUCAAGACGAAACGUCGCUCCAGUCUCCACUGGGCCACCCGAUUCAACCAACCCAGCGGCUACGCCAGCCUGCCAACGCUCUCCCUACUCGACGAAAACGGCAACGCCGAAGAGGCCGACAAGCAGGAAUCGUCCGAAAACGUCAGCAAACCCAAACCAGCUGUGACGACCUCAAAACCCAAACCCAUUCCCACAGUCAAACCCAAAAACCCACCCUCCAAACCAACGACCGCUCCCACCAUCCCGAAACGCCCCACUACGGCCCCCGCCACCACCAAGAAAUCCACCCCGGCCCCGGCACCACAAGUCCCCGCCAAACCAACGCCCGCGCUCAACGGUCCAACGCGCCAAAAGUCCGACCUCACCGGACUCAAGCUGAAAACCCUACAUCGGGAGUUCCUCCGCAACGAGAAGCUCAAAUUGAAGCCGGUGGAUGAUGGCGCGUCCGCGCCGGAACCGCUGCAACAGGAAAAGGUCGAGCCGGUGGUGGUGGUUCAGGAAGACGUCGCCGCUGCCGCCGCCGUUGCGCAGCUCAACAAGGUGGACAUGAAUAUUCAGACAAACUUGGUGUCGUCCACCAUUCAGAAUCUGUACGAAAAGUGUUUGGGGACGGAUGAGGGAGGGGGUGAUGGAGAGGGAGUUGGGGUGAAGCAGGCUGGAAGAGUGGAAUUGCAGCUGUCCAGUUGUGAUGAGUUGGAGGAGCGGGAGGAUAUGGAGAGUGAUGAGGAUCAGCGCAAGUUGCUGGAGGAGCAGGAGAGUUUGGAGGCGCAGAUUCGGGAGCUGGAGAAUACGGAAAUUGACAUCGACACGGAGACGGACGAAACGGACUGCGAGGCCAUCAUCGAUCUCGAGGACAACGAGAGCUGCGUGGAGAAUCUGGAAACGGUGCACGUGAACGGGGACGCCGGCGGAGACGAAGAGAUGACGCUGGAGAUGCGGUACGAGUCGGUGUUGGCUGAAAUGACCUGGGUGGAGCGAGCGCAAACGUUGGCCACGCUGCAGGCCCUGGUCGCGCGCCAUCCCGGAAGGGCUCAGCAGUUGCAUGCGAAGCUGUCGAGUCCGUCGCGGCGCCGGUCGCUGCACGAAACGUUGAAAAAGUACCAGGCCAAGCAGACGCGGGCAACGGAGAAACGGCUCGCGUUGCAACGGGAGAAGGCCACCAAGAUUCAGCAGCUGCUGACGCGCGUUGAGGACGUCAAGACGGCCAAACAGCAGCUGAUUGAGAAGAAGCGGAUGCGCAUGGAGGAGCGGUUGCAACGGGCGGCGGAGAAUCGGUCCCAGUACUUGAAGGAUAAGAUUAAGAAGGCGCACGACGAGGAGGAGAAGUUGAAGGAGAUUGCGUUCAUUAAGAAUUUGGAAGCGCAGAACAAGCGGUUGGACUUUAUUGAGUCGUGUAAGGAGCAGGAAGGGCGGUUGCAGGAUCUUGAGACGGAACGGCAGAAAAAGGCCGAGGAGAAAGCGGCGAAGGAAGCAGCCGUUGAGCGGAGACGUCUGGAGAUCGAGCAGGAACGCCAGAAGAAGCUUCAAAUCAUGAGCGAGUUUCGGAGGGAACGGGAGAAACGAGUUGGCAAGAUGCAAGAGCAAAAGGAAAAGCAACGCAAAGCGCUAGCUCAGGAAAAAGCACGCGAUCGCGAGGAACGCCUUCUCGCUCUUCAAGCACAACAGCAAGCCACAACCGAAGAACUCCAACGUAAAAUCAUCCAAAAGCAGCAGGAAUCCGCCCGCCGCCACGAAGAAAACAUCGAACACAUCCGCCAGCGUGCCGUCGAACUCACCAUCCCAACCCGCAACGCCGACGAGCUCAACUGCAACUCCAAGCCCGACCAGGAGAACGAGGACAACCUCAGCGUGAGCGACAAAGGCAAAGAAAACGGCAACGCCAAAGCCAACAAGAAACGCCUCCGCAAACUGCGUCUCCGCAUGGUCCAGGAAGCGGACGAAUACAUCGCGGAACUUCAACCACUCACCCCGCAAAUCCGCAAGCAGAGCCAAGUCCCAAAACUCCUAAACAGCAUCGUCAAAGGUGGCGGACCGGUCGGCGUUGAACGCCCCCUGGGUCAACUCCUGCGCCUAAUGGCCAAGGCAGAGGUCGUUGACUUCCAGUCUAUGUGGUUGCUCGAUGGCCUGAAAACCAUCGCCGACGUGAUCGAGCAGGGCAUGGAACCAAACUCGGAAAUCUCCAAACGGGCGGUCGUCAUUUCGGUGCAGCUGUACAGGAACGCGUGCUCGCUGUGUCCGCAGAUCAGCCGGCAUGCGAUCCUGGGGAACUCGGUCACCGUGCUGCUAGACGCGUUGCAGAUCAGCCUGAAGACACCGGAGGAGAAGAGCCCGCUGUACCCGGUCGAGCUGUCCACGGAGUUGAUACUGGCCUGCACGGUGGCGCUGUCGCCGACGAACUCACUCAAGCAGACACACCCAAAGGUUGUGGAACGCCUUCCGGAUCUCAUAAGUUACACAGUAUCGCUCGGCCUGAUCGAUACUUUAGUUAGAAAAUUCAACAAAAUCCAAGAAUCGGUGGAGAGCCAGCAAAGUUUGGUGCUAUCGGUGCUAGCCUCGCUCGGCCUGUUGACAAAGUUGGCAGAACUAUGUCCACGAGGUCCAGACGUUACCAAGUUCCUGACCACGGCCAAGACGACGGAACUGUUCGGCACGAUCUCGCUGCUGUACUCCACCAUCGUGCCUAUCGGUGAAUGCAUUCCGCCGAGAACGAUUUCGUUGGCGGCAGCCACCUUUAAUCUUCUGGUAACGCUGGCCAAUCUGGACAUAGCGACGUUUCAGCUGGUGCUAGCGGAGGAGAAUCUCUCGUUCAAGUUCCUGGACGUGGUCAGCAUCCUGCUGCAGUACUGCGUCCCCAAGUCGGAGGAGAAGGGCGAAACCCAGGCUGUGAUAAUCGACUUAAUAGCGACGUUAGGUUUCUUCUGUGCCAAUAAUAAGCUUAAUCAGGACCUGCUCAUCUCGGACCAAUCAUCGGUGAUAAUUAAAAGCCUCACCAAGUUGCCGAAGAAGUUCGACAUGGUCAUCUAUCCGACGCUGGUCACCGUCACGUACGAGAACGCCGAGGCCAAAGCCGUGCUCGGGAAAGACUUUGACAUUGCGUCCCUCGAAGAGUACAGCAAGUCGGAUCUGGCGAAAAAGAACAGGAUCUUGUCACUGCUGACGAGCACGACGACCAAGGCGGAGUAACCCCAUCGCCGGACAACUCCCCCGCGCCGGCAAUCGCGAUCUUAGGUCAGGUCAGUCCCGCCCGGACCAGAGCCCCGCUCAAAAGCAAUAAAUAAACGAAUGGAGCGGAAUCAAUAAAAAUGCGACAUAAAAGCGCAGUGAUUAAAGUUAGCAAUAAUGUCGUCGUUUAGCAGCAGCAGCAGCGGGCAGAAUUGGCCAACUUUUAAAAGAGAUGGUAUCGAUUUUGGCGUUGCACAAAAUUUAUUACCAGCUAAUGAGUUGAUCUUAUGCUAAGUAACGACGACGACGCGCCUCAGGUCCGACGCUUAAUUGUCUGCGCAGAAGUUUGUUUUGUUUCAAUGUUAAUGGCGUUUUUUUCAACUUUUGCUUUUGUUGCACUGCAGCAGUGUGUCACUUGCUGAUGAUAUUUGCCGUGGGGCACGAGCUGUGAAAUUUGCACUUGCUGAUGCAUAAAUGCAGUUUAAGUUAAGCGAUGCUGCUCAGAGUGCCGUGAAGCGAUAUUUUUGCACGCUUUUUAAACUGACAUAGUCUGCAUCUUAAGUAGUUUGGGUUUGUUUUGCACCGGUGUCAACUUUAAGUAAUCGGGUUUGAUCAUUUUUUUUUUGUUUUGUGUUGGGACUUCAUUUCAACUAAACAUGGUUACUCCCAACCUACGAUGCCAGAUUAUCACCAGAUCACAAUUCAGUUCAUAAAUUGUUAAAAUUUUGGAUUAUUAUCAAUUUUAAAAAAUCUGUACAUACAGAUUUUUAUGAUUUUUAGGAUCCAAAAAUCUUUAAAAUACAGAUUUAUCUGUAUAUCUGGCAUGGCUGCCCCCAACCCCCACAAAAGUUGGAAAGGUAACUUACACUCGCUGGUUCUCGGGCAUAACUCAAUCAUUCGGGACGAUUCUUUUUGUGUGCGAAUUGUAAGGAUUAGGUUAUUAACAAUAAAAUUAUCGAGGCUCGAUAACGAUUAAGAUAGUUCUAUCGUUAUUUCGAUAAUUCUAUCGGCGAUAAUCUUAUCGCCGGUAAUGGGCGAUAGUCCAUUUUUUAAAUCUUUCUAAAAUCGACUUAAUUUAAUCAUAUCAGUUAGUUAAUCAUUAAUCAUCUAGUUAGUUUCCAAAAAAAUAUAUACUCAAAAUUGUUCACAAAAUACCGUAUUUUUCGAAAAUAUGGGUAUCCAAAAACAGUGGCAGCAGGCAUG